Messenger RNA from Phyllopteryx taeniolatus (common seadragon), 3326 nucleotides. It is a transcript of the gene nsg2, whose product is annotated as neuronal vesicle trafficking associated 2. Gene Ontology annotation, biological process: clathrin coat assembly; G protein-coupled dopamine receptor signaling pathway; endosomal transport. The transcript is spliced from 5 exons. The record is from RefSeq and is a predicted model, not a curated record. Gene Ontology annotation, molecular function: clathrin light chain binding. NCBI's taxonomy places the organism in Eukaryota, Metazoa, Chordata, Actinopteri, Syngnathiformes, Syngnathidae. The coding region runs from base 278 to 832 and encodes 184 amino acids. Gene Ontology annotation, cellular component: membrane; endosome.
GUCAAAAAAAGAAAAGAAAAUAAAGGACUCAGCGUCUGGGUGUUGGUGCACAGCAGAGCAGAUGAGGAUUCGGGAUUAGGGGGCUGGGCCGUCCGCUGGGUGGGAAAAGCGAAGAAGCGUGCCUCCAGACGUCCAGUUGGUGAGCGGCGGACGGUGCAGCAGCGUCGCAUCCUUCCCUUCCGCAGCCGCAGCAGCAGCAUCACCCGCUCCUCAUCCUCCUCAUCCCGCAUCCACACGCCGCAGCAGCACGCUGUAAGGGAUUACGAGGAUCUACAAGAUGGUGAAACUGGGGAGUCAUCUUCAGGACAAAGGGGCCAAAGCAGUGAGUGUGGAGGACGGCUUCCAAAACGUGCCCCUCAUCACGCCUCUGGACGUGGGCAGCUUGCAGAGCCAAGCCCCUGACAAGGUUGUGGUGAAAACUCGCACCGAGUACCAGGCGGAGAAGAAGAGGCUGAAGGUUCCCAAAGUGGAGGAGUUCACCAUCAGCUUCACCGACGGCGUGUCUGAGAGACUUAAGGUGACCAUCCUGAUCAUCCUGGCCUUGGCCUUCCUCGCCUGCAUCGUGUUCCUGGUGGUUUACAAAGCCUUCACCUAUGACCACGCCUGCCCAGAUGGAUUCCUCUAUAAGCACAAGCGGUGCAUCCCGGCCUCGCUGGAGGCCUACUACGCCGCGCAGGACGCCAACUCCAGGGGACGCUUCUACACGGUGAUCAGCCACUACAGCAUGGCCAAGCAGACCACCUCGCACUCCGUCUCCCCCUGGCUGCCCGGCGGGGCCGCGGGGCAGCCGCACGACGCGAAGCCGCCGCACGGCGGCGGCGACGCCCACUGAGCCGGCCAAACACCGAGACGCACACGCGUGCAUACGCCAUGUCUACAUCUGAGUGUGUUAUGUGCCGAUAGGGCCUUUAGACUGCAUGCAGACAUCACAGUCACAAGUCACGUUUGAAUUUGUCUGCCCGUUUGCUCUUACUGAGAGGCAUUUUUCUCAUUCUUACACACACACACACACCAUCCCACUUACUUUUAUUUAUUGACUGUCGAUCGAUUUAUUUUUUACAGUAGCGUGUGGAUGUUUUGUAUGUGGCUCAGUCCUCCAACUCUACCAUCUCCUCUUGUACUGUAUACUAUUUGUAUAAACAUAUAUAUAUAGUCAUGUCCAGUAUUGGUGGGCUAAAAGUAGCUACAUGUACACACUUUUUUUCUAUUGAUUUUUUUUACAUUAAUAGUUUUUUUUUACUGGCAUCUUUGCCUUCCUUCCUUCCUUCCUUCCUAGUUGCUUUUUAGUCUGACAUCCUUACUUCUAUCCAUCAGUUGUUGAAACUAACUUUUCUGCCUUCUUCCGUUGUUCCUACCUUCCCUCCUUCCCUCCUUCCCUUCUCACUUCCUUUCUGCCUUCCUUCCCUCAGACCCACUUUUUAUUCAUGCAUCCUUCCUUCCUUCCUUUGCUUAAAACUGCUUUUCUGGCUUUCGUUCAUGACCUCCUUCCUCCCAAUUAAAACCUACUUUUUUCUUCUUCUUUCCUAACCUCCUUCCGCCCAUCCUACCUUUGUUGCUGCCUUCCUUCCUCCAUUCCCCCUUCAUUCCUUCUAUCAGACCUGCUCUUUAUUUGGCAUCCUUCAUUACAUCGCUUAAAAUUGCUUUUCAUUCUUUCUCUUCAUUACCGCCGUCCACCUCAAAUCUAUUUUCUUUCCUUCCUUCUUUCUCUCCUACUUUCCUUCCUUCAAUUCCUAUUCCACUCCAUCGCUUAAAUCGUUUUUCCUGCCUUCCUUCCCCUCAGACUUGCUUUCCCCCCGGCAUAUUUAACUAAAUAACAUCCUUCCUUCCUUCCUUCCUUCCUUCCGAUUAAAUAUUAAUCGUGCAUCUUUCCUUCCUUUGAUUAUUAUUAUUAUUAUUAUUAUUAUUAUUAUAUUCUGAUUUUUUACCUUCAUUCCACCUCAGACCUGCUUUUCUUCUUUCCUUCCCUCCUACCUAUUUUCCUUUAUUUCCUCAGACACUCUUUUAAUUUAGUUUCAAGCGACUUAUUUGCCUUCCUUUAGUACCUGUUCGAUACCGCUUUCAAAUUAUUCACAGUACCUGUAAGAGCUGUCAGUUAAUUUACAAAGUGUGUAGCUACUUUUGGCCCACUGCGUAUAUACAUUGAUGAGCCAUGUCCUCGACUGCCUCUGCUGUUUAACCUCAGGCAUGACCCCCCCCCCCCCCCCCACCCCGCCCCCCCCCCCCGCCCACGACCCUGACCUCCAAAAAAUAAUGUGGACAAAGUGUGAUCUCUGGUGUUGUUAUUUGACUUAUUAUUAAAUCAAAAAACAUCAAUGAGGAGUUUUUAACCUCCUCAACAUGAUUCAUUCGUGCAUCUAAACAUCCUCUCAACUCAAAUGGUCACUAUUUGGGCCCCCAAGUGUACAUAGAAAUGUGCUUGCUUUUUUUGUAUUACAAUCAUUGCAAAUGUUUGCAGUAGCUUUAAGUGAUAUAUUGUUUCUUUUAUUUAUUUUUUUACAUAUUGCUGUAGCUGCCAGUCAAAAUCAAUUUCCAUGUUGGAAAAUGGAGGUGUGUAUUUGAGGGAGGCGUUUCUAACGUGUUAAUACUCCACACUUUAAUUAAUCUGCGGGACUGUUUACAUGCUGCUGUUUUGGCUAGCAACAGCGUUCAAAUGGGCCUGGUUGUUAAAUCUAAUGUUAUUACUAAUUACGAUUUGUCUCAAUUAGAUGACUCACCCGGCAACUAAUUGUGGACGGACACUAUUUAAGGAAAAUAUUGGUUGAAAUACUGUAUAUUACAUACACAGUGAGCAAUUCAAUGAUUCUAAGAUCUGAGGUAUAGGGGUGCUAAGAGGUGGAACAAACCAUUUUGAGGCCGAGUGUGCUGGAUUUUUGUUGUUAAAAUAUUACAUUUUAACCAAGUACUGUAUGGUUAUACACUUUUUUUAGCUUGUUUAAAAAGGACAGAGUAAAAAAAAAUAAAUCUCAAAUUUUUAGGGGUUCUGGGAUUCAAUUUAGAGGUGCUUAUGCACAGCCAAAAUUGGGCUAGAAACACAUACGGUGGAAUUCAUGCAAACAACAACAACAAAACAAACAAACAAACAAACAGACAGCAUCCAUUGCCAAAAUGUCUUAAUUUUCCUUGAGUUUAUCUACGCAUUUUCUGACUGCACCUUUUCAUUUUGCAGCAUCUGAUCUGUAGUCAAGAGUGCUUUCUAUUGACUGUUGUGAUGUUGUUAGUUGAUAGCGUACUGUAGCCAUACCUGUAAUGAACCCGUGUGCAUCCCUGCCCUCCUCCUACUCUCUCGGUUCAAAACAAUCCCAAUAAAAAGAUGCAGUGACCCGUGA